UGUAUUUCUGGUUUGAUAAUGUGUUUAGUAAUUUAUUCUGAGGUGUUUAUCUCUAAUCUACAGCUCAGGUGUCCUCAGUGAAAGUGACGUACAGCUGCUUGUCCUCUGGAGUCAUGAAAGUGAACUGUUCUGCUGAUGGAGACAACCUUCACUUCAGCUGGACUUCUGACUUUAACACACUCCCUCAACUGGAGAACGGGACCAGCACUGUUACACUGGAACAAGACCAUCAAGGAAACAUCACCUGCCAUGUAGAAAAUCAUGUCAGCCGUGACCACGAUACUGCUGAACUCCACCAAUGUCCUGGUUCACUGUUUCAGGAUCAUGUCUGUAGAUUUAAUCAGAUUAAACCGUGUUAUGUAGCUGUGGGACAACGACUGUACCUGCAAAUGCCCUGGGAGGAUGGGUUUGACCUAAAGACCACUAGUGUAAUUUUAAGAUAUAGAAAAUCCCAAAGUUCCCCACCAACACCACGUCUCCCAAGAUGGCAGUUUGUUAAUGAUAAUAAAACUAUGAUACUAACCAGUGCAGAGAGGAACGACUCUGGAACAUACACUUUAAACAUCUUUGAUGUAGACGGGAGAAGUAAAGGCAGUUAUACUCUCCAGGUGAACAUUGAAGCUCAGGUGUCCUCAGUGAAAGUGACGUACAGCUGCUUGUCCUCUGGAGUCAUGAAAGUGAACUGUUCUGCUGAUGGAGACAACCUUCACUUCAGCUGGACUUCUGACUUUAACACACUCCCUCAACUGGAGAACAGGACCAGCACUGUUACACUGGAACAAGACCAUCAAGGAAACAUCACCUGCCAUGUAGAAAAUCAUGUCAGCCGUGACCACGAUACUGCUGAACUCCACCAAUGUCCUGGUUCACUGUUUCAGGAUCAUGUCUGUAGAUUUAAUCAGAUUAAACCGUGUUAUGUAGCUGUGGGACAACGACUGUACCUGCAAAUGCCCUGGGAGGAUGGGUUUGACCUAAAGACACCUAGUUUCAAUUUAACAUAUAGAAAAAACCAAAGUUCCCCAACACCAACACAACAUCACUCAAGAUGGCAGUUUGUUAAUGAUAAUAAAACUAUGAUACUAACCAGUGCAGAGAGGAGCGACUCUGGAACAUACACUUUAAACAUCUUUGAUGGAGACGGGAGAAGUAAAGGCAGUUCUACUCUCCAGGUGAACAUUGAAGCUCAGGUGUCCUCAGUGAAAGUGUCCAACAGCUGCUUGUCCUCUGGAGUCAUGAAAGUGAACUGUUCUGCUGAUGGAGACAACCUUCACUUCAGCUGGACUUCUGACUUUAACACACUCCCUCAACUGGAGAACAGGACCAGCACUGUUACACUCGAACAAGACCAUCAAGGAAACAUCACCUGCCAUGUAGAAAAUCAUGUCAGCCGUGACCACGAUACUGCUGAACUCCACCAAUGUCCUGGUUCACUGUUUCAGGAUCAUGUCUGUAGAUUUAAUCAGAUUAAACCGUGUUAUGUAGCUGUGGGACAACGACUGCACCUGCAAAUGCCCUGGGAGGAUGGGUUUGACCUAAAGACCCCUAGUUUAAAUUUAACAUAUAAAAAACCCCAAAGUUCCAAAACACCAACAUCACGUCUUCCAAGAUGGCAGUUUGUUAAUGAUAAUAAAACUAUGAUACUAACCAGUGCAGAGAGGAGCGACUCUGGAACAUACACUUUAAACAUCUUUGAUGGAGACGGGAGAAGUAAAGGCAGUUCUACUCUCCAGGUGAACAUUGAAGCUCAGGUGUCCUCAGUGAAAGUGACCUACAGCUGCUUGUCCUAUGGAGUCAUGAAAAUGAACUGUUCUGCUGAUGGAGACAACCUUCACUUCAGCUGGACUUCUGACUUUAACACACUCCCUCAACUGAAGAACGGGACCAGCACUGUUACACUGGAACAAGACCAUCAAGGAAACAUCACCUGCCAUGUAGAAAAUCAUGUCAGCCGUGACCACGAUACUGCUGAACUCCACCAAUGUCCUGGUUCACUGUUUCAGGAUCAUGUCUGUAGAUUUAAUCAGAUUAAACCGUGUUAUGUAGCUGUGGGACAACGACUGCACCUGCAAAUGCCGCUGGAGGAUGGGUUUGACCUAAAGACCACUAGUUUAAUUUUAAGAUAUAGAAAAACCCAAAGUUCCCCACCAACACCACGUGAAUCAAGAUGGCAGUUUGUUAAUGAUAAUAAAACUAUGAUACUAACCAGUGCAGAGAGGAGCGACUCUGGAACAUACACAUUACUCAUCUUUGAUGUAGACGGGAGAAGUAAAGGCAGUUCUACUCUCCAGGUGAACAUUGAAGCUCAGGUGUCCUCAGUGAAAGUGACGUACAGCUGCUUGUUCUCUGAGGUCCGGAAAGUGAACUGUUCUGCUGAUGGAGACAACCUUCACUUCAGCUGGACUUCUGACUUUAACAUGAUCCCUCAAAUGAAGAACAAGAACAGCACUGUCUUACUUGAUAAAGAAGAACAAGGAAACAUCACCUGCCAUGUCGAAAAUCACGUCAGCCGUGAUCACUAUACCAUUGAGCUCCACCAAUGUCCUGGUUCACUGUUUCAGGAUCAUGUCUGUAGAUUUAAUCAGAUUAAACCGUGUUAUGUAGCUGUGGGACAACGACUGCACCUGCAAAUGCCCUGGGAGGAUGGGUUUGACCUAAAGACCACUAGUUUAAUUUUAAGAUAUAGAAAAACCCAAAGUUCCCCACCAACACCACGUCUCCCAAGAUGGCAGUUUGUUAAUGAUAAUAAAACUAUGAUACUAACCAGUGCAGAGAGGAGCGACUCUGGAACAUACACUUUAAACAUCUUUGAUGUAGACGGGAGAAGUAAAGGCAGUUCUACUCUCCAGGUGAACAUUGAAGCUCAGGUGUCCUCAGUGAAAGUGACGUACAGCUGCUUGUCCUCUGGAGUCAUGAAAGUGAACUGUUCUGCUGAUGGAGACAACCUUCACUUCAGCUGGACUUCUGACUUUAACACACUCCCUCAACUGGAGAACGGGACCAGCACUGUUACACUGGAACAAGACCAUCAAGGAAACAUCACCUGCCAUGUAGAAAAUCAUGUCAGCCGUGACCACGAUACUGCUGAACUCCACCAAUGUCCUGGUUCACUGUUUCAGGAUCAUGUCUGUAGAUUUAAUCAGAUUAAACCGUGUUAUGUAGCUGUGGGACAACGACUGUACCUGCAAAUGCCCUGGGAGGAUGGGUUUGACCUAAAGACCACUAGUUUCAAUUUAACAUAUAGAAAACCCCAAAGUUCCAAAACACCAACACCACGUCUCCCAAGAUGGCAGUUUGUUAAUGAUAAUAAAACUAUGAUACUAACAAGUGCAGAGAGGAACGACUCUGGAACAUACACUUUAAACAUCUUUGAUGUAGAUGGGAGAAGUAAAGGCAGUUCUACUCUCCAGGUGAACAUUGAAGCUCAGGUGUCCUCAGUGAAAUUGUCCUACAGCUGCUUGUUCUUCAAAGUCAGGAAAGUGUUCUGUUCUGCUGAUGGAGACAACCUUCACUUCAGCUGGACUUCUGCGUUAAACACUCGGUUGGAGGACGACAACAAAACUCUCGUACUGGAUAAAAUACAUAAUAAUAAUGUCACCUGUCAUGUAGAAAAUCACAUCAGUCGUGUGCACAAUUCAAUUAACCUCCUGACAUGUAUUGAUUUCAUGAUUGUGUUUGUGCUCGUGUGGCUGUUCGAGGUCAUCAUCCUGCUGUCUGUGUUAGUGGGCACACUGUACAUUUACCCCAGAAUCUACAGGAAACAGAGGACACCAGAGACCAGGACCAGGAAGCUCUGUAACCCUGAACAAGGAUUAGAAGACACAGUCUGUGGCUGAUCUCCUCUAUAUGAGCAGGCAUCGUUCUCCGUCUCAUCCAGACUAAAACCUGAUAAAACUGUAACCAUUACCAUAACAGUGUAACAGUGCUAUCUGCUUACCGACCUUGCUAUUGGUCUCUGUUUUGAAUUAUUUGCUCUGUGUUUUAA
Tachysurus vachellii is the source of this 3982-nucleotide messenger RNA. RefSeq lists its product as uncharacterized. NCBI's taxonomy places the organism in Eukaryota, Metazoa, Chordata, Actinopteri, Siluriformes, Bagridae. Bases 114 to 3833 code for a protein of 1239 amino acids. The transcript is spliced from 15 exons. The record is from RefSeq and is a predicted model, not a curated record.